This is a messenger RNA of Carya illinoinensis, 1419 nucleotides long. Its product is annotated as ATP-dependent DNA helicase PIF1-like. Gene Ontology annotation, molecular function: DNA helicase activity. The record is from RefSeq and is a predicted model, not a curated record. The coding region runs from base 1 to 1419 and encodes 472 amino acids. Gene Ontology annotation, biological process: telomere maintenance; DNA repair. Lineage: Eukaryota; Viridiplantae; Streptophyta; Magnoliopsida; Fagales; Juglandaceae. The transcript has 5 exons.
AUGCUACGAGACAUUAAUGAUUCAGAGUUAACAUUCGGUGGAAAAGUUGUCGUUUUUGGUGGAGAUUUUCGCCAGGUUUUACCUGUGGUUCGUAAAGGAACAAGACAAGAACAUGUUGAUGCCAGUUUGGUUUCUUCUUACUUGUGGCCUACAUUGAUCAAGUUUCAUUUGUCUGAAAAUAUGCGAGCAAGAUUGGAUCCAAUCUUUUCAGAAUAUGUGUUAGAAUUGGGCAAUGGAAUGCCACCAAUUACAGUUGAUGAAACUAUAAAAAUUCUUGAUGGCAUGCUUGUUCCUUACGAAGAUGACUGUACUUCUUUGGAUCAUUUAAUAGAUGCUGUUUUCCAUGAUAUUCAUGAAUAUUCAAUAAAUAUUUCAGCUAUGAUGAAUCGGGCCAUAUUAACACCAAACAACAGUUAUGUUGAUGAAAUAAAUGCAUUACUAAUUCAUAAAUUUUCUGGUGAGCUUAAGCGAUAUUAUAGCUUUGAUGAAGCAAUAGAUACAUCUGAACAGUCAAUUAUGGAAGAUUUUUUAAAUACUCUAACCCCAAAUGGACUUCCUCCUCAUGAAUUGUUACUGAAGAUAAACUGUCCUAUCAUGCUGCUUAUAAACAUUAAUCCUUCAGAAGGACUAUGCAACGGAACAUGUCUAAUUUGUCGGGCUUUUGAUCAAAAUGUCAUUGAUGCAAAAAUCGCAGUUGGGCAUCACAGCGGAAAAAGGGUCUUUAUUCCAAGGAUCCCAUUCUUACCAAAUGUUGAUGAAAAUAGUGGCUUCCCUUUCAAACGAACUCAGUUGCCUAUCAGAUUAAGUUUUGCAAUGACUAUAAAUAAGUCACAAGGGCAAACAUUGGAUUUUGUUGGAAUAUAUUUACCUCAACCUGUUUUCUCACAUGGUCAAUUAUAUGUGGCUUUAUCAAGGGCAAAGACUGCAUCUACAGGAAAUCAGCUGCAAGCUACAAUAUUUGAUAAGGAUAUUGACUCGCGACAAGAUACUUUACACAUUUUUCAGUCAUAUUACAUCAGUAAUGCAUAUGUGAAGCCAUUGGAUCCGAAGUAUAGAAUUGAAACAUAUGAAUAUCAAUGGAUCUUGAAUGCUAAAACGAUAAUUGAGGAAGUUCCAAUGGAUGAAGGACAAUUGGAACCACCAAAAUACCAACUCAUUCCAUUCAAUGAAUUAGAUGCUUACAAGAAUUCAAUUGCAGAAAUAGGAUUAUCUCUAUCAUCACGUCCGAAAAGUAAAUUUAUGACCAAUCCUGUUAUUCCUGAGGCAACUUCAUUACAAGAGUGUUGCCGAGCAUAUGUUAAACUCGACGAUAGUACAGGAAGACUAUCUGCUGUUAUGCUUGGUGAAGUUGUAGAAGAAGCAUUCGGUUGUUCAGCAGUUGAGCUUAUGAAUCAUACUGGAGAUGAUGACACAAAAUGA